AUGACGACUUUGGUGCCAUUUCGACACUUAAUUCUCCUCUCAGCCAUAACUUUGACCAUUUACUCGACUUCUGUUUCAGCCUUCGCCUUCGGUUUCGGACCCGCCCAGCCCGGUUAUGGACGUCUAGCAACUCAAACCACCCGUGUCGACCGCAUCGACCGAGUGUCUCCUGAUUAUGAUUGCUACAGCCUUAUACAACCUCAGGCUAUCAGGUCAACAGACCAGGCCCAAGUCAAUCCUGGGGAACUUCAGGCUGUUGAGGCCGCUAUAACUGCAAAUUGGGCGGACACCACUCAGAUGGACGCUGUGGCCUUCUAUACAACUCCGGAUUGCAGAGAAGAUAGUAAAGCAUUGAUUGUUCGGUGGUUUAGCGACAAAAAGUUGCCCCAGAUGUCCUACUUAGCCGCCGGAUUCGAGGGGAAUCGGGUUCCAAGAAGGUUAACAGCGUAUCGACCCAUUACUAUACCACCAGGCCCAGCGUCUGAAGAAGAUUAUGAAUUAGCAAGCGUCGAUUUCGAAGCUGCAAUUCUCCAGAAUCCGGGAUUGAUGAAGCCUGGAUCCGUGUUUGCACCUCGUACGACCCGCCGUUCUUCCGUGACUUAUUGUGAUGGUCUUGUUCGCUUUGCACAGUUUGGAGAAAGAUCUAUUCGAGCACUUGGUGGUAUAGCAAAAGAGUAUUUUCAGAACAACCCUGACGCGGUUGAGGUUCCUGAUGAUCAAGAUUUCGCCAAUUGGCCACAGUUGGAACAGUUGAUCCACAAGGAAUUGCAACAGUUACUUACGGGGGCAACUUCGUUGCAGAAUAGGCCUAGGAGUAGGAAUGCCGUGUUUGUGCCAGGGAGUUUCAACUGUAACGGGUUACAAAAGGUGGCUUACGUCGACCAUAGACCGGCCCUAGGUGGAUUAACACAAAGUGGUAUGGAAGAAGAGACUGAGGUUGUCCAGCACGAUGAAGUGGUACUUGACUCGGGUCAAGUCAAUCCAUCACGUAUACGUGGACAAGGAAACACUGGACGAAAUAUUAUAGAUCCAGAGGAGGAAGAUGAUACACGGUAUGGAGAUUUUAGGAUAGAUACGGACAGCGAAUCGUCGGAGCGAGCCGCCUCGGAUAUGCUUUUCGGAUCCUCUAGAGAGCGACCUCAGGGGCCGAAUCUGAAUCCUGGUUCGGGUAGCAUUGUCCAGGCUACCACAGCGCCUGCUACAAGUCAGGGCCAACAGAGCGAAGGGCAGCCAAGAAUAGGCGGGAUUAGAGGACUUAGAGCCAAGAGGAAGAAGGAAGCCGCGGCUCGUUCUAGGCCCGCGGGGACUGAGACUGUAGUUAACCUGGAUAACGAAGAUGAAGCUGAAAUUGCACCUAUGAAGGUGCAGGUGAGCGAAGGGAAUCUAGAAGAUCAAGGGUUCAACGUACGUCGAUUAGGUGACCUUGACCGUUCUGCAGAUCCCGAAUACGAACUCCUCAGAGCGUCACAACAGCAAGAUAACAUCUUCGGUCCCAUCAGUUCGUUUGCAUCACGUCAAGCGCAAACUUUUAACACUCAAAAUUAUAACUACCCUCGCAGAGGGGAGGGCACCAACCUUGAGCAAUUGAGAGGGGUGGUUAAUCUAUUGAAGCAACAGUUCUUCCCCUCGGGAUUCCCUGCGCUCCCGGGUAGCCAGGGCCAGAGUGAAAAUAACGACCGCCCGAAGAUACAUAUUCCUAUCCCAAGGUAUACGCGUAUCCAAGAAGAAAAGGUACAAAUUCCACCACUGGCACAAGGUAUAAAAAAUAGCGUUGAUACGUCCGCGCAACAACCAUCGGAAUUUCUUAGAGAUCUGAAUGAGAUAUGGCUCGAGUAUGGGGGUCAGGAGCCAGCAAUACCGGUUGUGAUUAGUGACAUGCUGUCUGAUAACUUGCAGCCACCACCUGGAAGAUAA
Molecule: messenger RNA, 1914 nt
Organism: Orbilia oligospora ATCC 24927
Lineage: Eukaryota; Fungi; Ascomycota; Orbiliomycetes; Orbiliales; Orbiliaceae
Exons: 1
Coding region: 1-1914 (637 amino acids)
Source: RefSeq, a predicted model, not a curated record